Messenger RNA from Nymphaea colorata (pocket water lily), 2564 nucleotides. Its product is annotated as tryptophan aminotransferase-related protein 1-like. Gene Ontology annotation, biological process: amino acid metabolic process. The transcript is spliced from 5 exons. Gene Ontology annotation, molecular function: carbon-sulfur lyase activity; transaminase activity. The coding region runs from base 976 to 2403 and encodes 475 amino acids. The record is from RefSeq and is a predicted model, not a curated record. NCBI's taxonomy places the organism in Eukaryota, Viridiplantae, Streptophyta, Magnoliopsida, Nymphaeales, Nymphaeaceae.
UGGGUCUACCUGAGGCACAUGCUCAUACCGUGGCAGUCUAGUAUAAAAAAAAAGCUGGUCCAUUAAGGCAGCGUAGGAUACUGAGGUGACGGCCAUGAUUCUGUAGUGCACUUCUUCAGUAUUUCGAACAAUCAGGUCUUCCUUUCAUCCUAAAGGGAAACUCUAAUUUUUGGUACUGCAGAAGUUCUCUCUCGAACUUCUUCACCAAAAAUCUAAGCCAUCAGCCAACCCAUCUGGAAGCUUGAAGGGAAAAGGGCUCAGUGAAGAAGCCCACAUCCCAAAAGGGCAGGAAUUAUGAUAUGAUGCAGACUCUGUGAGGGUUCUGUAAAGUAAAAUUCUUGUAUCCCUUUUGCUAUUAUAAAAGCUGGAACUCAGCACUUCUAUAAUUCACAUUCUCAGUGUUCUGUGUUUGGGGAGAGAGAAAGACCCUAGUCCCUAGAAAAAGGCACUCACAGGAGACAGGCCACUUGUAGUGGGCACUGCGCUGCCCGUGCUGCGGCAAGAACUAGAGCAGGAGGGAAGGGAACCGGGGAGGGGAAGGGGAAAAUCUUUUUGGGUUUUCGAGAUAUUCUCCAUUGCAAGCUCGGGAGAAUACGUUUUAGCCGUUUGGGCAAUUGGGUGUUUCGUCUUCCUGCUCUGCUGUCAAAGAAAAACAGUCUGCUGGAAUUAGCCAGAUGCCUACGCCCCUUCUGCAACGUGGUGUGCAUGAAUAGAUAAAGGCCAUUCGUUUUGUACAUAUCCGCACCACCAUUUAUGUCGUAUUAAUCCAAGGUGUCAGGACUCCUCAGCCCUCUGCUUGAUUUUGGUGUUAACACUCCAAAAUUUCCAUUAAGAGCAUCCCCUGACAAUCUCUGCAGUUUUAUAAGACGGUGGUAGUGAUAAAUUUUGAAGAUACCGCUUCACAUUUGGCGAUCACGAAUUUGACGAGCCCUGCAUCUUUUGCAGCUCAGAGAAACGCGGGAGAGGGGGUUUAAGAUGGGGAGCGGUGGGAAGAGUCCAUCUGUGAGGGGUUGUGGCCACAAGGGAGUGGCGAACAUGGGGGGUAGGUAUCUGGUAUGCCUUUCCCUGGUGAUGAAUGUUGUUCUUCUGACGAGCUUGGUGUAUGGAAGAGGCCAUGUGAGGAAGAAGGGAAGGGAGAUGGUGGCGGGUAAUCAGAUCUGUCUCCAGGAAAGGGAUGGUUCUGGGGAGGAAGAGCACGCCAAAUUUUGCAGAGCAGCCGGGAAGGCCUCUUCCUGUAACAACAGCAGCAGCUCUCUUCCUGCCUCCCCUGCGAAGCUGCCGUCUGAUGCUAUCAUCAAUCUGGACCAUGGAGAUCCGAAGCUGUUCGAGGCGUUCUGGAGAGAUGCAGUGGGGAAGAGGGGCGACACUUUCAUACCCGGGUGGCAGGCGAUGAGCUACUUCUCCACCAACGCCGCCGGCACCGUCUGCUGGUUCCUGGAGCCCUCCCUGGAGCAGGAGGUUCGCCGCCUUCACCGCCUGGUCGGCAACGCCGAGGCAGCGGCCGACCGUCACGUCGUCGUCGGGACCGGUUCCACCCAGCUCUUCCAGGCAGCACUCUACGCCCUGUCCCCUCCCGACGCCCCCCAUCCCGUCAGCGUCGUCUCCGCUGCGCCCUUCUACUCGUCGUAUCCUUUGGUCACCGACUACCUGAAGUCAGGGAUCUACAAAUGGGCUGGAGAUGCAUAUGCUUUUAAUGAAAUUCCAAGGCAUGAGCGUGGGCCUUACAUUGAAUUGGUGACUUCACCUAACAAUCCUGAUGGUUUCAAGAGGGAGCAGGUGGUUGAAGGAAAUGAUGGGAAGUUGGUCUAUGAUCUUGCUUACUAUUGGCCUCAGUAUUCUCCUAUAAUAUCCUCCAUCGAUGCUGACAUUAUGCUGUUUACAGCCUCAAAAAGCACAGGACAUGCUGGAACCAGGAUUGGGUGGGCGUUGGUGAAAGACAAAGAAGUGGCAAGAAAGAUGACAAAAUUCAUAGAACUGAACACCAUUGGAGUCUCCAAGGAUUCGCAGAUAAGGACAGCCAAAAUCUUAGGUGCAAUCUCUGAUGCUUACGAGCGUGAAACUGCUCCUGAAAGUGAGAAGUUCUUCCAUUACAGUAGAGAUUUGAUGCGCCAAAGAUGGAAGUCUCUAAGGGAUGCUAUCGAAUUUCGUGGAAGAUUCAGUUUGCCAGAAUUCCCAACAGAAUUCUGCAAUUUUUUUGGGGAGGAGGGUUCAUCCUACCCAGCAUUUGCAUGGGCUAAGUGCGAAGCAGAAGAGGUUGAUGAUUGUGCUGCAUAUCUGAAGGCCAACGGAAUCUUGACAAGAAGCGGCAAGCACUUUGGUGUAGACCCCAAGUAUGUAAGAAUAAGCAUGAUGGAUAGGGAUGAUGCGUUCAACUUGUUCAUCGAGCGAAUGUCAAAACUUUGAGGAACCUGCCUCCCUAGCUAAUUGGCAGUUGCGAGUGAUACAUAAAUGCUAAGCAGCGUUUUGCUCUCUCUCUCUCUCUCUCUCUCAUAGAUGCUUUGUUUAUAUAAAGGGAAAUAUGUAGCGGCUCUAAUCAAUGAUAUAUUAAGUACACCUUUCUUCUA